Colletotrichum gloeosporioides is the source of this 3453-nucleotide messenger RNA. RefSeq lists its product as uncharacterized. Bases 1 to 3453 code for a protein of 1150 amino acids. The transcript is spliced from 5 exons. Lineage: Eukaryota; Fungi; Ascomycota; Sordariomycetes; Glomerellales; Glomerellaceae. The record is from RefSeq and is a predicted model, not a curated record.
AUGUUUCGGUCUCGCAAGGGAUCGAAAGCAUUCGGCUUUGGAAGCUCAGGCAGCACCAAGGACGGCCACAGCAACCACCAUCUUGACUUUGGAAUCGUGAGCCCCAAGGCGGUAAAGGACCCUUAUCGUCCUGGAACCGCCACCACUACGAGAUCCAACAACACCUGGACAGAUUGGACGGAUGCACAACCUUCUUUCCCUGAAAAGAACGUCUCAAUAGCCGCAGGUACCAUUCGCGGGCAGGCUCACAGACCUGAGACAGCAACCAGCAACUCGGAGGCACAUCGACGAGGCGACAGCUACUCCUCCAGCACCAUGGCAUCCGGCGCCGGUCGCAAUCGGAGGGAGCGCACCUUCGUAGGGAGCGAGUGCGCCGUAUGUGAGGAGCCGCUCGAGCACACCCUGCGUGGAGAGCGCAUCUUGCAGUUCUCCUGCUCUCACGUGUCGCACGAGGCAUGCUUUUAUGAGUUCAUCCGCGAAUUUGAGUCGCAGUACUGCCCCUCCUGCGAUGCGCCGCUGCAUCUCGACACUAGCAGGGGCGGCAAUGUCUUGGAUAUCGAGAAAAUCAGCAACCUCGUUCGAUCUGUCUCAUCUACCGACACUAGAUCAAACCACACCCCUACGCCGACGGCCCAGCCCUGGGAAAACCCGACACCGACGCCGCAGCGCCCCACCAGCAUCGAGUCGAAUCAGCGCAACAUGCCCAGCACGCACACUCGCGAAAGCCUGCCAAGGAGUACCGGGCGUGAGAGAGAAAGCAGCCAGCCACCUACCUCAGAACGAUACGGCCCCUCGAGACAUGCGCGUAGCGACAGUGAGGCCACCGGGGCCACCGGCGUCGCCUCAUCCGGAGGAUACCCUGAGACGACGCAGAGCGGCCCGCCGCGGAGACACGACUAUGACGUCCAGGCAAUGGAGACCACGCCAGGCAGCCCGCGCGCCAUCACGAGAAACCCGAUACCCGCCCCGACGGUCACGGUGCGAUCCGAGUUCCCCACCAUCAACAGGUCUCGAACGCAGCAGACAUUGACCUGCUUGAUCACCGUCGAAGUGCCCGACAACAAAUGGCGGCCAGAUCCCGAAGACUUGGGAUCUGCCCCUCCCGGGCCUCCAGCCGUGAAUGCGAGAAUCGACGAGGCGUUUGCCAGGCCACCAUCCCCCGCCCGCAGCGCGCCGCGUUUUUACCCCUACGAGUCACGCGAAGUGCUCGAGGAAAUGACAGAGAACCUCAGAAACCGGGUCGACAACUGGCAUGGGCUCGAUUUCAGCAGAUUCGGUAAACUGCGACUGUAUGGCACGCUACGUGUCGGCAAGGAUAAGGCGUCCUGGCAGGAGCUGGAAUGCUUCCUGUUCGCUGAGAUGUUGAUCUGCGUGAAGGAGAAGAAGGUGCCCGUGCCGGGGCAGUGGGACGAGAACGGAAUGCCCAAGAAGGCCACCAAGUGCACACUCAAAGGAUCCAUUCUCAUCAAGAAGCACCUCAACGAGGUCUCGGAAACGGGUAAUAUCGAUGAGAACGUCCUCACGCUAAACCUCUCGGUGGCCGAACUGCCGCAGUUCCAUCUCCGCUUUGAGAACCGCAACCAGCUGAAGCUGUGGCACCAGGCCCUGCUCGACUUGAACGCCGUUGAAACGUCGCCUGUCCGCAGUCCGGAAUAUGACCGGGGCGAGUUCUCGGAGACGGAGGAAGAAGAAUGGCAGCGCGGUUCGCGGCAGCAGAGAGUGUCUUCCGUCGCUUCAUCAUGGGGCGGAGCCAAGUCCGUCACCACUGCGCCGACAGAGUACACCAACUUCCAGAGAAGCCCGACAAUGCCCGCGUCUGUUCACGUGCCCAUCGACGUGGUUGUCGUCGUGCCCAUCUCGUCCUCCAUGCAGGGCGUCAAGAUCAACCUGGUCCGAGACGCGCUCAAAUUCAUGGUAAACACCCUUGGCGAGCGGGACAGAAUGGGUCUCGUCACUUUUGGCUCUGGUGGCGGCGGCGUGCCCAUCGUGGGCAUGACGACCAAGGCCUGGCCUGGCUGGAGCAACGUCCUCGGUUCUAUCAAGCCGGUAGGCCAGAAGAGCCAUCGCGCCGACGUGGUCGAGGGCGCCAACGUCGCCAUGGACCUGCUGAUGCAACGCAAGUACAACAACCCGAUUGCUACCAUCAUGCUCAUCAGCGAUGCAUCGACUUCCGACGCAGACAGCGUCGACUUUGUCGUGUCGCGUGCUGAGGCUGCAAAGAUCACCAUCCACUCUUUCGGCCUGGGCAUGACUCACAAGCCCGACACGAUGAUUGAGCUUUCGACUCGCACCAAGGCGUCAUACACUUACGUCAAGGACUGGAUGAUGCUCCGCGAGUGUCUUGCCGGCUGCCUUGGCUCCAUGCAAACCCUCUCUCACCAGAAUGUGAAGCUCAAGCUCAAGCUACCGGAAGGAUCGCCCGCCAAGUUCCACAAGAUCUCUGGUGCCUUGCAGAUUACCAAGCGGGCUACUGGACGCGACGCUGAGGCCUCUCUGGGCGAUCUUAGGUUCGGCGACAAGCGUGAUGUCCUAGUGCAACUCGUCAUCGUGCCAGACAACACCUCGCAGGAGCAGCUCCCGCAAGACCCCUGGGACAACAUCGUCUCUGGAUUGGAGGCUCUGGGCGGCGCCGCGGACGGUGACGACCAACGCAUCACUUCCGUCGAAGAGGUACCGCUUAUCCAGGCGGACCUCACUUGGGGAGACAUCUUGAGAGACGGCACUCUCUCUCAUCUUCCCCGCCCUUCUCUGCUCGCAAUCACUAUGCUCCCUGCUCAGGCAAAGCGAAAGGAAUCGUGGGCAAACUCGCCCCCCAUUCCCCCUCACCCGCAUAUCGUCCAGCGGCGCAUGGAGCUGCUUACGUCGGACAUGCUAACUCGCGCCUUGACCCUCGUGUCGCGCGGCCAGCACGACCGAGCGCACACCCUACUGAACGAAACCCGUUCUAUCCUCAAGGGACUUGGAAAGGGUGGUCUUCCUCCGAUCCCUCCGCCGGGCGCCCCGCCAAACAGGUCCCUCCCAUCUACUCCGCAUCCCGGAAACGAGGGCUCUCCCUCACUUACCCCCGACAGGAAGCAAUCCCCAUCGCCAACGCAGUCUGCCAACUCCUCCGCUGCCAACGGGUACUCGGCUACCGCAGCAAUCGGCCGCAGCCGCUCAAACGAUGGUCUCGGACUCGGGGCUGGCAUCGAUGCCAACACCGUUGCAGCCCUCGACUCCGAGCUCGAGAGCAGUCUCGAGUGGAUCAGCCACCCUGCAGUGUUUGGCCGCGACAGCCGCAAGGCUGUGCUGCAGGCUAUUGGCGUCAUCAGCUCCCAACGCGCCUUCACGUUCCGGACGCCCAUUGAGUCUCUGUGGGCCGGUCGGGUCGCCGGCGUGAAGAAGCUCACAUCAAAGAGCCGCGAGUGGCGAGAGGAAGGAGGCGGGGAGGGCGGCAUCAUGGAAGAGGCCUAG